AUGGCAUCAAAAUUGCUCUAUGGUGAUGCACAGGAGAAAUUCAUCAACGUGGGAUUCUUGAGGCUGUUCCGAGCCGCGCGCCUCAUUAAGCUGUUGAGACAGGGCUACACCAUCAGGAUAUUAUUGUGGACUUUUGUGCAAUCUUUUAAGGCGCUGCCAUAUGUCUGCCUCCUUAUUGCCAUGCUGUUUUUCAUCUAUGCCAUUAUUGGGAUGCAGGUAUUUGGAAACAUUGAUCUGGACCCUGAAACUUCCAUCACCCGGCAUAACAACUUCCGCAGCUUUGUUCAGGGUCUAAUGCUGCUUUUCAGGUGUGCAACGGGGGAAGCCUGGCCUUCAAUAAUGUUGUCCUGCAUCAGUGGCAGACCAUGUGAUAAGCUUGCUCGGAAACCAGGAUCUGAAUGUGGCUCCAACCUAGCUUAUGCCUAUUUUGUUUCUUUUAUAUUUUUCUGCUCUUUUCUUAUGUUGAAUCUUUUUGUAGCAGUUAUAAUGGAUAACUUUGACUAUUUAACUAGAGAUUCGUCCAUAUUGGGCGCACAUCAUUUAGAUGAAUUUGUUAGAAUAUGGGCUGAAUAUGACCCAAAUGCUACGGGUAAAAUACAUUAUACUGAAAUGUAUGACAUGUUGAAAAAUAUGGAUCCUCCUCUGGGAUUUGGCAAUAAGUGCCCUAAUCGCCUUGCAUACAAGAAGCUCAUAAGAAUGAAUAUGCCAGUUGAUGAAGAUGGAAAGGUCAAUUUCACCACCACAUUAUUUGCACUUAUACGAGAAAACCUUAGCAUCAAAGUCAGAAGUGCUGAUGAAAUGGACCAGGCAGAUGAAGAGCUGAGAGAAACAAUACAGAAUAUUUGGCCUCUUCAAGCAAAGAAGAUGCUAGAUCUUCUGAUACCUAGGAAAGAAGGUCAAAAGGUUUUUUUUUGGGUUCCAUGGAUGCAAGUUGUGGGUAUAUCACUAGGAUGCAGAACAAUCAAAUUCAUGGAUAGUUUUUCCACUAAAAGCCAACUAUUUACAUCUAUGUUUGCUCAAGCAAUAAAAAAUAUAUUUGAUAAUUUUGUCUUGACCAAAACUCUAUUUUUUUCUUGGUCAUUAUUGCCCAUACAUGUUUCAGUGCUAUUACACCAUCCUCAGCAUGUUUCUAUUUCAUUAGAAAGAAAUAUAAAUGUUACAAAAAUUUUGAUUGUUAGCAUCACUGUUAGGCUGUUAUCAGAAGUAGAGAAUUUAGAAAGGCUCCUCUAUCACAAUAGAAUGUGUGAUUGGCUGAGGGAGGGUGCUAAAUUGUCAUCAUGGUACAUCUGCACAUUUUUUCCUCUAAAUUCUUCUGCAGUUCUUCUAUAUUUUCUGUUGUCUCCUGCCACUCAACUCCAAUGUGUAUUUGCAUCAUUCAGGCUAACUCCUCCAUUCCAAAUAUGGCAUGUUAAUGGGAUUGGUUAUCCAGGCAGAACACUGGAUUCAGUGGAGCAUAGUCAUAAUUGA
Messenger RNA from Schistocerca nitens (vagrant locust), 1467 nucleotides. Its product is annotated as voltage-dependent calcium channel type A subunit alpha-1-like. Lineage: Eukaryota; Metazoa; Arthropoda; Insecta; Orthoptera; Acrididae. The transcript has 12 exons. The coding region runs from base 1 to 1467 and encodes 488 amino acids. Gene Ontology annotation, molecular function: calcium ion binding; high voltage-gated calcium channel activity. Gene Ontology annotation, biological process: calcium ion import across plasma membrane; chemical synaptic transmission. The record is from RefSeq and is a predicted model, not a curated record. Gene Ontology annotation, cellular component: membrane; voltage-gated calcium channel complex.